AUGAAGUUUUUUGUUCCUUCUGGAAGAGCUGUCAGCUCUGGGGAGCUGCUGUGGCCUCUCAGGUGUGAAUGCCAGGGCUGAGGGGCUCAGUGCCUGGUGGAGAUAACACCAGGAUUUGCUGGGACAAACAGCUUGGUGGCUGCUCCAGCUGCUGUGAGCCCAGCAGCUCCUGUGGCACUGGCAUUGUCCCAUGGGGGCCACACGUGUGGCCCUUCCCAGGCCUGUCGGGCUGUGCCACGUUUGCUUUUGCUUGGCUUUAUAAAGAGGAGGUGCAGGAGCCUCCUCUGCUCCUUGCCAGACUCUGCCCCCAGCACAGCCUUUGCUAUGGAUGGCUUGAAUGUCUCCAUUGCUUUUUUCUUCCUGGCUUUUGGGCUGUGCCAGGUGCUCAGGUGGCUCUCCAAGAGGCUGCUGUCCCCUGGGACACGUGGCUGCCUUGCCAGGGAAUUUGCUGGCUCCUUCCAGCUGUGCAUGAGCUGCCUGGAGCUGAGGAUGCUGAUAGACAUCGGCCCCUGGGGUGGUGGCUUUGGCCUGGACGUGGUCCUGACCCUCCUCUUCCUCCUCUCCGCUGUCCACGGCGCCUCUUUGGAUGGAGCAUCUGCCAACCCAACGGUGUCCCUGCAGGAGUUCCUGCUCCUGGAGUCCAGCCUGGCAGCCACGGGGGCCAAGCUGCUGGCCCAGGGUGUGGGUGCAGGGACAGGCUGGGCUCUCACCCGGCUCUACUGGUCCUGGGAGCUGACGCAGCUGCACUUCAUCCAGAACCUCAUUGCUCCCGAGUGCAGCUCCUCCAUCCACACCUCCCUGCCCCACGCUGCCUUCCUGGAGGGCUCCUGCUCCUUCCUGCUCCACCUCAUCCUCCUCAAGCUGCGACAGAGCCACCCCCUGUACCGGGUCCCUGCGCUGGCAGCCACUGUCACUUUCCUGACCUACGCAGCCGGACCGUACACGGGGGCCUUCUUCAACCCUGCCCUGGCCACAGCCGUCACCUUCCACUGCUCGGGGAGCAGCUUCUGGGCCUACAUCCAGGUCUACUGGCUGGGGCCCCUCGCAGGGAUGCUCGCUGCCCUCCUGCUGUUCCAGGGCAACAUCCCACGCCUCUUCCAGAAAAACCUCCUCUACAGCCAGAAAAGCAAAUACAAGGUGCCCAAGGCAAAGGUGACAGCACAGGCGGAGGGUGACAAACCACAGAAGAAGAGGAAAGGAGGGAAGAGCAACGCGGAGCCCCGUGCCUGAGCCCCUCCUGGCCCUUUUCCUGGGAAAGGGUUUCCCGAUGUGGAGGAUUUUGCAGCUCGUUCAGUCCUUGAAGCACCACAAAGGAAUCCUGCAGGAUGCCCCUGAGCUCCUUUGGGAAUUGCUUUGAAAGCCUCCCUGGAGAGCCCGAAAUGUUUCAAGCUCGCUCUGCUGGCUCAGAAGGAAAACA
Molecule: messenger RNA, 1417 nt
Organism: Melospiza melodia melodia
Lineage: Eukaryota; Metazoa; Chordata; Aves; Passeriformes; Passerellidae
Product: aquaporin-12-like
Biological process (GO): transmembrane transport
Cellular component (GO): membrane; cytoplasm
Molecular function (GO): channel activity
Source: RefSeq, a predicted model, not a curated record